AAUGGGCUGGAUAACGUAUUUUUUUUAAAACGCAAAAAUUAAAAGAAAAAAUCAAAUCAUAACAUUGGGCUCGUUGCUGCAUGCAAAGUAAAAAGUAGUAAAGAACCAAUAGGAGAACCAAGCAUAUUUAACCGGCUAUUAACUGUCGCAGCACGUAAAGAUUUGCCUAUGUCAAUUUUUAAACAAGGCAUGAUGAGAAAGCCAGAUAAAACAUUCUUUUGCAAAGUAAUAAGGUGCGACGAAGAUGCUGUUAAAUAUGAAGAUAUCAAGACUUCAAACCACUAUGAUUUAGAUUGUGGUGCAUUGCUACAUAGAGUUAGAUGGUUUAAAGGAAUGAAAUUCAAUGUUGUAGCAGAUGUUUAUUCAAGUUUUAUAAAAAUAAAUUACCAAGGAUUCGUCACGGCUAUUUUUGACGGUUACCAAGAUGAAGGCACAAAGAGUCACGAGUAUCUACGCAGAGAUUCUAUUCCACAAAGCUGCAAUGUAGUAAUUAACAAAAAUAAACAUGUGCCGUUUACUCAGGAUCUUUUUCCAAGUAAUAUUGAAAACAAAGCCAAUUUCAUAAACUUUCUUUCACAUCAUUUAAAUCAAUUGGGGUAUUUGACUGUAAACUGCCCUGGUGAUGCUGAUAGCACCGUUGUUAAAACCGCUCUCGAUAUUGCAAAUACAACCUUGCAGCAUGUAACUGUUGUGACUGAUGACACAGAUAUUGCAGUGAUGUUUAUUUAUCAUUGGAAAAGCAACAUAUCUGAUAUUUACUUUUUGCAAGAUAAAUGGGAUAAAGCUUGGAGUAUCAAGGACGCUUGUUUAAAAAACAAAACCAUAAAACAACACCUGCUCUUUAUCCAUGAAUAUCCAUGGUUGGGGUGUUACACUAUUUCGUCUGUGUUUGGAAAAAGUAAAACAAAACUAGUUGAAAGAAUCUCGGACGAAAUAUGACAAAAAAUAUCAGAAGUAAUAACAAGUCCAUGGAGUAAUCAAGAAGAAGUUGGAACGCCUCAAUUAAAGGUUAUAUUUUGUUAUAUGGAGGAACAAAGGGAAGCACACUUGCAAAUUGAGGUAUAAUAAAUACAUCGAUUUAGCAUUGAAGGGUAUAAUAUCGCCAGAGAAACUUCCUACUGAUAAAGCUGCUUACUUCCAUGGCCUGCGCGCGCAUUGUUAAAUAAUAUUAUAGUCACUGAUUAAUGACAGUUAACUAUCACCAUUUAUCUUUAUUAUCACAUAUAAAUAUUUCUACAAAAUAUCAUUCGUAUAUUUGCUUAUCUAUUUCCUGUAAAGCAAUAAAAUUGAAGAAGAAAAUUAUAAAGAUAACGAUAGGAACAUAUUAUUUUUACCUGAUUUCUAAAUCCAGAAAUAUUAUAAAAAAAAAAACGAUUUAAUUUAGAUUUAAUUAAAUGUGACAAAGGACCAUUUUAAUGAAAGCUUUUAUUCAACUUUCAAAACCUUUAUUUUAAGACAUUAGUGUCUUUCAAAAAGUUUUUUAGCAUAAAAAAUGCUUUAAAAUGGUAAAUAAUAAGUCAAUUUUCAAAAAUAUAACUUUUUGACCAUUUUGGGCAUUCGUCAUUUAGAAAUUGAGCCCAAAAAAGGAGGGUUCUCCUAUUGGGAAUCGUGGGGCAUGUUUUUUACGUGAUCUAUAUAUCUUAGGGAAUUACUGGGCAAAGUUUCAGCUUUAUAAAAAAUUUUUACCAAAAAUAAUCUUAUUCGACUGGACUACUAUCAAACUCGGAAAAAAUGCAAAUUAAGAAAAUAAGCAAAACGUAAAACAUUUUGUAAAAAGAGCUAUAGUGAGAUGUUAUUUUUUUAAACUUUUUAAUUAUAAGCUUACUAAAACUAAUUUUAAAGGGUGUUUUGAUAAUGGAAAAUUAUACAACAUCUACAUUGUCUAUAAUUUUAUAUUUAUAAACUUUACCACACACAAAAAAACAAAAAUUUAAAAA
This is a messenger RNA of Hydra vulgaris (swiftwater hydra), 1937 nucleotides long. The record is from RefSeq and is a predicted model, not a curated record. Lineage: Eukaryota; Metazoa; Cnidaria; Hydrozoa; Anthoathecata; Hydridae.